UGUCUUAAAUAAUCAAUGAAAUAUCUUAAUCUAUGAAAAUUUACUGAUCAUAAAAAAUUUAUCCUAACAUUUUGUUCGGAAAUACCUUUUUUUCCCCUCUUCUUUUAAAAUUUACUCAUCUAUAGUCUAUGGGCUAGAGUGUUCUCACUGUGCCUGGUCACAUGUAGAGGCCCACAAUGGUUUCAUAGUGAGAUCUGAGCUUGCUUUGUCCAGCAGGGCUGCAUUAGAGGAUUGCUUGAUCAUGUGUGUAGUUACCAGGUGAUUGGAAAGGAUCUGUAUUUGGCUGUGCUAGGGAGAGAUCUUUUGCUCCAUCCCUUGGCAUUCCUGUAAAUAGUCCUUUAGAAUAGAAGAAAGUGGCCAGUGGAUAAUGAUCCAGGCCCUUCUGAGGCUAUCCUGUGUUUCUGUCUGUUUCUCUCCCCUCUAUCCUUCUAUCUAAUAUCACUUAUGCCUCUCUCCCCAAGAGUUCCUGGCUGUAACAUGUGGGAGCCCAUCUCCCAGGUGUGCUCCCACACAUAGUGCCAGGAACAGAGACAGGGGACUUGGUGAAAAGAGAAAGGGGGCAUCGCAUUUGUAAGGGGGCAUGCCCAAUAUGGAAUUAAAAAUAAAGAUGAUGGCAUUUUGUUCUCAGGAGUGAAAUAAUGCAGCUGAAUGCUGAAGUUGAAAAGAGAAGCUGUAGCAAAUAUUUCUCUCUAUCUAGGCUUCUUUCUUUUUUUCUCUCUUAAUUUCUGUCUAUAAAAAUUAAGGAAAAAUAUAAGGUAGAAUAUAGGAAUAUAGUGUAGAAAAAACUUAGAUAAGAUAAGCAACCAAACAGAGGAACUAUGUCCUUGAUUUUCCAACUAUGAGACUGUGAAUGCAAACUCCUGGAGAAGAAUCAUAGAAAAAAAAACUAUCAAAGAUGAGAAAAAUGGGCAGAAAAAAAUUCCUGUGGAAGCUUUUGGCCUGUGAACAGCUUAAAUUUAAGUCUUGAGUGGCAGAGGAAAGAAUUUUCCCUGAGGUGGAUGCAAGUGAAAUAAAACUCUUCACUCCACUAACAUUGUUACUAUAUGAUAACAUCGUACCAUCAGAAUUAGUUUCCUUGGCCACAAAGCCAAGUUUAGAGAACAGAAAUCUUGGGAAAAACUCAGCAAUCUUUCUCUCAAAAACUGAAAGCUUUCUUAGGAAAAACUUAGUAAUCUUUCUCUAAAAAAAUGAAAGCUUUUUUAAGUCUUCCCUUCUCAGAUCUCUUUUCUUCCUGUAAGGACAAAAUUAAACUCACCUGGAAAAAUCUAUCAGAAUGAUAAAAUCACCCAUAUUUGCCCCAGAAAAAAACAAACAAACAAGAAAAUCCCUCUUGGAAUAUGGCAAAUACUCUUUAUUGGUACUGUCUCUCUUUCAAGCCAGUAUUAGAAAAACAGCAGCCAGAAUUCUCUGCGGGAAGAGCCUAUGCCCAAGAAAGUGCAGGCAGAAAUCCCAACAGGAACAGCUUCUCCCAGGGUGGAGCUCCAGCAGAGGUGGUAAGGGACCUGGGGAGGAGCUGCUGGCAUGAAGGCAGCAAUGGAGGCUUUGAAAUCCUCCCUGCAAUGAGGGAGGCAGGGUCUAAGUUCCUAGAUUGAGGACUCAAGACCCUACCCCCAGAACAGAAAGCAGUUAGCAGAGAAACUGAGCCUUAGCUAAGUCAUCAGAGACUCUACAUCUUGGAGGAAAGGACAAGUGGGGACAAGAAGGAGAUCUAUCAAGGGAAAAAAACUCCCUGAAAAGGCUAAAAAUGCUUUUAUUUCAAGGACUUUAUUUUCUUUCACUGACCUGGUAUGAUGGGAAACAAGCGCUGAUCCAUAAGCAUGUGUGGGUGGGCAUGGUCUGCUCUGGGAAAAAUAUCAGGAAAAUGAAAUGUACCUAUCAAUGCCAGCUCAGGGAGAACAGAAAUCUCCUGUGAUAAAAGAACAAAAUCUUGACUGAAAAACCUCCCAUGGUAAAAGCAAAAGCUUGAAUACAGACCAUGUAAAGGGAAGUUUCCUCCUAGACUCAGAAAGGCAGCUUCGGAAAUGUACUCUGUAAAAGAGAUAUUGGUACUGCACUGCCCCAAAACUUUGCUUUUUCAGUGUUUAUUCAGCUCAAAAUGCUAUUUUUUUUUCCAUAAGCUUUGUUGGCUCCCUUCCGAUAACUAGAAACAAGUAAACAGCUUGCUUGUCAGGAGGCAAUUAAGAUGCUAAUACUAUUUGUCAUCAAGUCACUCUGAAACCCUUUAGAAAACUAGGGAAAGAGGUCCAUACACUGGGAAAUUGCUUGGGGUAUGGAAAAAGAAAAAAACUUAUGGGCAAAUAAAAAUAAAAAAUAAUAAACUUGGGUUGUGUUUGAAAUGCAAGAGAGAAACAUUGACAUCACUGAAACGCUCAUGAUAAUCGUAAAAAGCAGCUUUAAAAAAUUAAGAAGAGGGAAUUUUACCCUCAGUCAAGUUUAGAGCACUGAUGAAUUAGGCACUGACUGAAAACUGUCAGGAAAACUUUCAUAAUGAUAUCAAAGCUGACUAUGAACUCCAAACUUUAAAAAUGAUUUGUGUACUUCCUUUUUUGGUAAUAGUGCAGUUAAGAAAUCUUUUCUAGAUGCUUGCUAAAGUUGGUAAAGUAGUCCUAUAGAGUUUGCUUUUGAAUAGGUUAGUUCUGUUAAGAAAUUCUUCUAGAAUUGUGUUCGCAGCCGUCGCCGCGCCGCCGCCGCUCCCUAACGCCAGCGCCGCCUCUCGCUUGCAGAGCUCCAGCCGAAGGAGAAGGGGGGUAAGUAAGGAGGUGCCCAUACCAUGGCUCAUACAAAGCAGACUGCCCGCAAAUCCACCGGUGGUAAAGCACCCAGGAAACAACUGGCUACUAAAACCGCUCGCAAGAGUGCGCCCUCUACUGGAGGGGUGAAGAAACCUCAUCGUUACAGGCCUGGUACUGUGGCACUCCGUGAAAUCAGACGUUAUCAGAAGUCCACUGAACUUCUGGUUCGCAAGCUCCCCUUCCAGCGUCUGGUGCGAGAAAUUGCUCAGGACUUCAAAACAGAUCUGCGCUUCCAGAGUGCAGCUAUUGGUGCUUUGCAGGAGGCAAGUGAGGCCUAUCUGGUUGGCCUUUUUGAAGAUACCAACCUGUGUGCUAUCCAUGCCAAAUGUGUAACAAUUAUGCCAAAAGAUAUCCAGCUAGCACGCCGCAUACGCGGAGAACGUGCUUAAGAGUCCACUAUGAGGGGAAACAUUUCAUUCUCAAAAAUUUUUUUCCUCUUCUUCCUGUUAUCAGUAGUUCUGAAUGUUAGAUAUUUUUUCCAUGGGGUCAAAAGGUACCUAAGUAUAUGAUUGCGAGUGGAAAAAUAGGGGACAGAAAUCAGGUAUUGGCAGUUUUUCCAUUUUCAUUUGUGUGUGAAUUUUUAAUAUAAAUGCAAGAUGUAAAGCAUUAAUGCAAGCAAAAUGUUUCAGUGAACACAUUUCAACAGUUCAACUUUAUAACAAUUAUAAAUAAACCUGUUAAAAUUUUCUGGACAA
Molecule: messenger RNA, 3487 nt
Organism: Peromyscus californicus insignis
Lineage: Eukaryota; Metazoa; Chordata; Mammalia; Rodentia; Cricetidae
Product: histone H3.3A-like
Exons: 1
Coding region: 2771-3181 (136 amino acids)
Cellular component (GO): nucleosome
Molecular function (GO): DNA binding; structural constituent of chromatin; protein heterodimerization activity
Source: RefSeq, a predicted model, not a curated record